Messenger RNA from Fusarium pseudograminearum CS3096, 837 nucleotides. RefSeq lists its product as uncharacterized. The transcript has 4 exons. The record is from RefSeq and is a predicted model, not a curated record. Bases 1 to 837 code for a protein of 278 amino acids. Gene Ontology annotation, biological process: conjugation with cellular fusion. Lineage: Eukaryota; Fungi; Ascomycota; Sordariomycetes; Hypocreales; Nectriaceae. Gene Ontology annotation, cellular component: membrane; mating projection tip.
AUGGCUUCCAAGACGAGCACGAGCAGCAGCUCGUCCUCACGGAGGCAAAAGGUCCAGGUCGGAUGGUAUCGUUUUGUACCAUUCCUCGGCUACCACCACGUGCUGAUGAUUCUCAUCGCCAUUACUAUUAUUCUACUAUCUCUACUGCUUGCCGGCUGUUCAUCUUCUUCGCCACUCAUCCCAGAUAUCUUCCUGCUCUCAAUCUACUACAAGAGUUACGAUGCAGUACCCGACACCGCUCAAGUUGACUACAACCUUCACUCCGCUAUUGAAAACAUCGCUGGAGACGCUUCGCUACAGGCCCGUGUUGGUUACUUCGGUAUUUGCAUCAACCCCGAUGGUGGUUCAUGGCUGUGCAGUAACAAUGCAACUGCCCUGGCUAAAGAGGUUGAUGUCGACCAAGAUCCUCUCAACCUUAUCUGGCUCGCUGCCCAGUUCAAGGACAUGAUUGUGUUCCCCUAUCUCAUCAUUAUUGCAAUCAUCUUCGCCUUUAUCUGUCUUCUGCUUCUCGCCACUUUCCCUGGUUGGCACGAGGAGACUGACUCCGAGGGCUCCGACCGCGAAGUCAAGCCUUUCCCCUCUCGCCCCGUCUCCCAGAUCGCUUUGGCUCUGAUCUUCAUUUCGGCCAUUUUCGUUCUUGUCUCUGUACUCUGGCAACACACAGCGUCCGUGGCCGCCUCGGUUAUAGCCCAGGAUUUCGGCAACGGAGCUGUCAGGAGUGGCGUCGGUACCAGCGCCAUGGUUUUGGGUUGGUUCUCGUUCGCACUCCUGAUCGUUGUUACAAUCGGUCUUCUCAUCAUGAUCCUCAGUAUAAGCGUGCUCAGUUCGAUGGUAUAG